Cryptotermes secundus is the source of this 1682-nucleotide messenger RNA. Its product is annotated as protein ABHD11. Gene Ontology annotation, cellular component: mitochondrion. Gene Ontology annotation, molecular function: catalytic activity. Lineage: Eukaryota; Metazoa; Arthropoda; Insecta; Blattodea; Kalotermitidae. The coding region runs from base 129 to 1046 and encodes 305 amino acids. The record is from RefSeq and is a predicted model, not a curated record. The transcript is spliced from 6 exons.
UGUUUGAUUGUGUCUUCCGUCGAAAUUCAUUUUCGGAGGCGAUGAAAAUGAAAGUAAUUCAUGAAAGAAGUUUAGUGUUAUAUAUUUAAUUAUAUGUACUUCAGAAUUGAGAAGGAAGACAUUGAACGAUGAUAAGAAAAGCAGUUUUCUCAAAUAUGGCCUUUACAUUUAUUUUAAAAACGAGUCCCAACGUAACUCGUUUAAUGGGUUCAAGAGAGCAAAUUGUGUUACCACAAGGUGAAGGAUCGGAUGGUUCCAUAAAAAUAGGAAACAGCAUUGAACCUGUAAAAAUGGCAUAUACAUCUUAUGAAUCAACAAAGCCAUCAUUCAUACCAACAGAUUGCCCUGUUAUCAUAAUGCAUGGUUUACUUGGCUCGAAGGCAAAUUGGAAUGCCAUAUCAAAGAUUUUGCACAGUAACACUAAGAGAAAGGUCCUUGCAGUGGAUGCUCGUAAUCAUGGAGACAGUCCACAUACUACUGAGCUGACAUACAACCACCUAGUAGAAGACUUAAGAGCGUUAAUGAUUGAUCUUGCUAUUGAACGAGCAACGCUCAUUGGCCACAGCAUGGGUGGACGAGCUAUGAUGCUUAUGGCCCACAGAUAUCCAGAAUUGGUGGAAAAGUUAGUUGUUGUUGACAUCUCUCCAGUUGCUGUUAGUCCUGGUUUGUUCACCAUGCCUAAGUAUUUUGAAGCAAUGAUGUCAGUGAAGCUUGUUAAAAAUAUUCCAUUGUCAAAGGUUCGCAGAAUGGCAGAUGAGCAGUUGGCUAAAUCUGUGUUGGAUUCAGGAACACGCCAAUUUUUAUUGACAAACUUAGUGGAAGCUGAAGGAGGUCAUUACAAAUGGAGAGUCAAUCUGGAUUCUAUUACCCGUAAUUUUAAUAACAUUGCUACCUUCCCAACUGUAGGCACUUCUUGUUCAGUUCCUACACUAUUCAUUGUAGGAGCAAAUUCAGAUUAUGUUAGGUACCUUGCCACUGGCUGCAGUUUUCCUGACCUACAUUACACAUACAGAAUUGGAGUUUCAACUGCAAGGACCAUUGUCUGAGAUGAAUGCAGAGCCAUGUGGUUUGUCAUGCCAUCGGAAUGCAUUCCUGUACCUACCAAGGAAAAAUGGAAAUCUGUCGCUUCUGGUUUCGAAAGAAAUGGCAAUUUCCCCAACUGCAUUGGAGCGGUAGAUGGAAAGCACAUUUGAAUAAUAUGUCCCAAUAAUAGUGGCUCCAUGUACUGGAAUUAUAAAGAUUAUUUUUCAGUUAUAUUGAUGGCAGUUGCCGACUGCAACUUCCGCUUUGUACAUGUAAACAUUGGGAGCUAUGGGAAAGACUGCGAUUCCACUAUUUUUAAGUGCUCUGCAUUGUGGAAAUCAAUUCUUACAGGCACUCAUGAUCUACCCGAACAGAAGAGUUUACCAGGGAUGGAGGGUCCAGCUGUACCAUUUGUCUUGGUGGGAGAUGAGGCUUUUGCACUACAUAAGCACUUAUCGUGGCCUUUUGGUGUGUCACAGCUAAGUGACCAAAAAAAUUUUCAACUAUCGCCUGAGUAGAUCUCAUAGGUUUCUUGAAUGCCAGUUUGGAAUUUUGAGUAACACGUGGCAUAUCUUACACAGCGAUUAAUGUUGAGCCAGAUUUAGGAGCUGACAUUGUGAAGGCUUGUGUGGUCUUACAUAAUUUCAUAAGGGACAGAU